Molecule: messenger RNA, 1196 nt
Organism: Lathyrus oleraceus (garden pea)
Lineage: Eukaryota; Viridiplantae; Streptophyta; Magnoliopsida; Fabales; Fabaceae
Product: BOI-related E3 ubiquitin-protein ligase 1
Exons: 3
Coding region: 258-1130 (290 amino acids)
Biological process (GO): regulation of programmed cell death
Molecular function (GO): ubiquitin-protein transferase activity
Source: RefSeq, a predicted model, not a curated record
UAGGUUUCUCUCUAAUCAAGGAAAAAAGUUUUGUCACAAGUUUUGACUCUUUCUGUCCAUCUCUAACCAAGAGCCAAAGCCUUAAAUAAACGAGACUCAUUCAUUCCGUGGUUCACGAGUAAGUAAACUCUCCAACCCUUUCAUAUUCUAAUUCUUCUUCUUUUGCUGCAAAAAAGUCUCUAAAAUCACCGAAACGAUUACAAAAGAAACCGCCCCCAACAAACUCAUAUAUACAACAAACUCUUCUCAUUCCUCUCAUGGAAGUUCAAUCAGAAUCUCGUUACAUCAACAGAGAUAAGAUAACUUCAAAUCCAAUCAAAAUGGAUAGUUCUAUGGCCGUGCCUAUGCCUUCAACAAUGUAUGAAUCUUUCUCACCUUUUCUUCAAUUACCUUUCUAUCAACAAAUCUCAACGUAUCAACCUGAUACUACUGUUACCGUUCGUAUUUCUGAUUCAAGGAAACGAUUCAGAGACUCCACAACCGAAUCAAACGCUCUUCAUCUUCCGCAGAAAAUCAAACUGUCAAAUCAAUCCAAAAUUCUUGACCAAGACAUUCUCCUUCUUUACAAUUCACAACAAUCCGAAAUCAAUUGUUUAAUUGAACAACACACGGAGAAUUUGAGAACGGCAAUAGAAAAUCAAAGAAUGAAGCAAAAAAGAAUGUUAGAGUUUGUAAUCCACGAGUCAAUGGUGAAGAAACUGAAGCAGAAAGACGAAGAGAUCGAAGACCUUGGAAAACUGCAGUUAAUGCUUCAAGAAAGAGUGAAAACGUUAAUAAUGGAGAAUCAGAUUUGGAGAGAGAUGGCGAUGACAAACGAAACUGCUGUAAAUACGUUACGAAUCGAAUUAGAAAAAGUGAUGCAAGUUAGCGAGAUCCACCAACUCCACCACCGUAACGGUUGCGAGGACGCGGAGGAUGCGGAAUCUAGUUGUAGGAGUAACUGCCACGUGGAGGUUGAGGAAGAAGUGGCGGGAAAAUGGAUGUGCAAGCAAUGUGGGGUAAAUAGGUCAGAAGUGCUUUUACUACCGUGUAGGCAUUUGUGUUUAUGUACAAUUUGUGGGUCCAGUAUUUUCAAUUGCCCUCUUUGUUGUUCUGCUGUUAAUGCUAGUGUUCAGGUUAAUUUCUGUUAGUAUCAUUUUUUUUGUUAGGGAAACUUUUUGAAGUUUUGAAUCAUGGUUUUGAUUUAGUCUUUUAUA